Molecule: messenger RNA, 1177 nt
Organism: Vigna radiata var. radiata (mung bean)
Lineage: Eukaryota; Viridiplantae; Streptophyta; Magnoliopsida; Fabales; Fabaceae
Product: VQ motif-containing protein 22-like
Exons: 1
Coding region: 218-745 (175 amino acids)
Source: RefSeq, a predicted model, not a curated record
UAAUCAAGUUGGUCCUUGUGGGAGAGAUGAACACGUGGCCCAUGGAUGAAGGGCGAGGAUGUUUCGUUGAGUUGGUAAGUAUGAGGAUGACUAAUAAGGACACCAUAAAUAGCCCACCAUUGCAAACUUUUCUUCCUUCCUCACCAAACCAAACCAAACCAAACAAAACAAAAACAAAACCAAAUUGUGUUUCCCUCCUUCCAUAACUCAUGUUAACAUGUCCGCUCCUAUUCCUAACGAUCACUGGCUCCAUUUCUAUCAACAAACCCAAUUCUCCGGCGGCGGUCAAGAGCUGCUCCCCUCUUCUGUUUCCGAGGCUACAACCGUCACAACCACCACCGUGGCGCCGGCCCAGUUGAGCCCAGAGGGCGGAGUGUCGAAGCCCGUCAGGCGGCGUUACCGGGCCUCGAGGCGAACUCCCACGACUCUUCUUAACACGGACACCACCAACUUCCGGGCGAUGGUGCAACAGUUCACCGGCGCUCCUUCUGCGCCUGAUCUGUUUGGGCCGACACGUCCACUCCCCGUCAACCCUAAUGGGCUGAUGUUGGCCCCUUCUCACUCUCUUCAGCAGCAGCAACAGCAGCUUUAUCAGCAGCAGUUCUACCCAACAGCGUACACAGAAGGAGCAGAGAACGGUUUGUUUGAGAGAGUGAGCAACGCAACGGGAUCAACAGCGACAAAUGAUGGAGGUGGGGUUUUGAUGGAGCACGCAAGGCUUUUCUUGCCAACUUCCUCUUCUUGAUUCUUCCCACUCAGACUGAGAGCGACAUAUAUGCAAAGCAGAACAGAACUUGGAUAAUUAGGUGCUAACUUGUUGACAAAACCUCCUAUCUGCGUCAAUGUGAAAUGGAAUUUUACGUUUCUUUCUCUGCUGUAGGCACCACAAAUCCAUCUAUCUUUUUUUUUUCUUUUUUUAUUUUAUUAUUUCGAUGAUGAAGAUGAUCGUGCUGUGCUUCUAUAUCUCCUUCUGGGUGUUGCCCCAGGCUUUUAUUUUUAUUUUUUGUUUAAAUCUCUGUAUUUGGUUUUUUCUUUUUUUAUGUAUUUUUAGUUAUUUGGGAGCCUUCUCUUUGGGGGAGUCGUAGUUCCAGAAUAUUUAAUUUAGUUGUUUUGGAUAUGGUCAUUUGGUCACAGCCUGCCAACCAAUACUCUUUUACGUAUGUUGACUUGCUUCCUA